Messenger RNA from Stomoxys calcitrans (stable fly), 1631 nucleotides. RefSeq names its product inositol polyphosphate 1-phosphatase (gene Ipp). Gene Ontology annotation, molecular function: inositol-1,4-bisphosphate 1-phosphatase activity. NCBI's taxonomy places the organism in Eukaryota, Metazoa, Arthropoda, Insecta, Diptera, Muscidae. The record is from RefSeq and is a predicted model, not a curated record. The transcript is spliced from 4 exons. The coding region runs from base 273 to 1424 and encodes 383 amino acids.
UCAUAUAGAGCACACAGGUUGAAUAAACAUACAUAUCAACAUCAUUUCUGGCAGAGCAUCAACUGCGGCAACAACGAAACUGAAAAAGUUCUUCACAUUCAAUAAACAAAAGCCAAAUGCGAACUUUUAUUCAGUGCAAGUAAAUUUUCCAGCCAAAGAAAGUGUAUUUUAAAUUUAUUCCUCCCCUCAAAAAAGAAAACGAAAUAAACCACACAGCUAGCAGCUUACCAUACAACAAGGUCAUCAUCCAUAACCAACCAAAAAACACCGCAAUGAGUGACGCUGGUGGCAAUCGAAACUUAAUAAGAAGCCUCAUCAACGCUGCAGAAAAAGCAGCCAACAUUGCCCGUAUAUGCCGUUCCAAUAAGGCAUUACUAUCACUUUUGGUCCAGGAAAAGAAGGGAGACGAUGCAAAUGCCAGAUUCGAACAUGAUUUCAAAACUUUGGCUGAUGUUCUCAUCCAGGAGACCAUAAAAUACGAUGUGGGUGCUGAGUUUCCUGAAAUGAAAGAUAACAUACGGGGUGAGGAAUCGCCAAAUUUUACAAAUGCCAAUGGAGAAUCUAUUGCUAUUGCAGUUGGUCCCGGCGCUAGUGAAACCGAGUCGUGUUUGUUGGCCAUUCUGCAUAAUGGUCAUGAAGAAGCUGCCCGCAUUUUAGCAACUGAAGUUCAUCGUGAGAUUGCUUUUGAUCAAGAACAACCAGAGGAAAUUCCCGAAUUGCCAAAUGAUGCAGUGGACUAUACAAAUUUGGGAGUUUGGAUAGAUCCAAUUGAUGCCACUGCCGAAUACAUUUCUGGCGAUACAAUGUUCACAAAUUUUCCCGGCAUUACAUCCACCGGUUUAGAUUGUGUCACUGUUCUUAUAGGAGUUUACGACUUGACUUCCGGCAUACCUCUGAUUGGUGUUGUAUGUCAACCCUUUCGCAAUAAGAUCGAUGACAAUGUCUACACAUCAUCCAUGUAUUGGGGCAUAGCUUUGGAUAAUUUUCAAGCUCAUAGUAAAAAUUUAAAUAAUUCCCCCAAAAGAAGCGGUGGUCUUUUAGGUAUAUUCUCUAGCUCCGAACGUGCUGAAUUACUACAGCAAAUGUUGGAAAUUGGUUACGAAUUUGCAUUUUCAGCCGGUGCAGGACAUAAAGCCCUUAAGGUGAUAACCAAUGAAGUAGACAUUUAUGUAUUGAGUAAGGGCUCCACUUUUAAGUGGGAUACAUGUGGUCCUCAGGCCAUUCUACGUUCCUUAAAUGGAGAUAUUGUGGAAUUUCAAACAAGUAUUAAGGAAGGCAAACCAGUGCCAUUGAAAUAUAUUGAAGUGGUGGACAAUGAAGAGGAUGGCAGUAUUGCCGACUGGAAAUGCAAUAGCCAGGGUCUAAUAGCUGUAAGAGAUAUGAAAUUGUUUGAAGACUUGCUGGUGAAAUUGGCGGAAAGUUAAGUGCAUGCUUAAACUACAGUUGAAGAUACUCAUAUGAGCUGCAUGUUAGAAAUGUUAAUAUUCCAUUAUUAUUAUUUUUUUUUUGUUGAAUUGGUCCAGAUAUUCCUAAAUAUUUUUGAUGAUGUGUAUUUAAAAAAAAUAUAUAUUUAUAAAAAAAACUAAUAAUUUAUAUACAAUAAAUACAUGUAUACACAUAUGACAAAGUUA